UGCCCACACAUAGACACACAAGACAACACGUGCACGCAUAUUGUAUUUGAGGCAUUUGGUAAACAGGUCUGGUUGACCUCGAGAUAAGAAGUUGUUCAGUGAUGCUAAAUACUGAAACUUCGUUGACUAGUAGCCUAAAACUGACAUGGUGCGGUGAGAGAUCAGCCUUUUAGAAUGAUGCGGAGGCUGUUUUGGUUGGGCAGAAUCAAACAUGAUAUCUGUUGGUCCAGUUCAUUUGCUUUCUUCCAUGGCGGUUGUACGCCGUGUUCGCGUUUUUAUUUGGCAACCAGGGGUGUCGAAAUGGUACUGAAAAAAUGGGGGCGGAAUCACUCAAGCCAAAACACAAACAGACGUUCUGCUCUGGAAGAGAACAUUUAAAAUAUAAAUAUACUGGCUGUAGCAUUGUUAUCGGAGAAUCCAGUAUUUCACUUUCUCUAAGCAAAAUAUUAUGUAAGGUAUUUAAAAUCAAUACAAUAUAGUGAUUAUGUAUAUUAUACAUUAUGUAUAUUAUAUAGCCUAGUAUGUAUAUUAUACAACAUAUCGUAAUGCUUUUUGUCAUGCUCAACUUAAACUUGAACACCACACUAGACUAUACCAGGCUAUCCCACAGCUUACGGUAUAGUUAACGCCAUGCCAUGCAACAAGUCACAGUCACCCCUUUUUAAAAGCAUACAAACAGAGCUAUCUGCUACCUAUAAACAAAUCCCAUCCAAAAAGAGGCGACUGUCUCCCUUGCAUAAAGAUAAGGAGGUCUACAUGUGUCACACUGAUUUGAAUCUUUCAAGAGGAGUUCAGUUGAUUCCUCUUGCCUGGAGGAACAACAUUUUAACAUAGGCUACGUAUCUUAAUCUUAACAUUAUUUCGGUUAUAAACAUGUUCUCAAAAGGAACUGGAUUGCUACAACAGUAUCUAAUUUAAAGUUACAUUUGAAACAAUAUUUGAAACAAUAUAGACAUAGGCCUAUACUAUACUGUCAUUGUUUUGUAUUUGCUCACAGCAGCCAAGUGUCGUGUCUGAUCGACCUCUGCGCAUACAUUUAUGAAUGGACGUGUUACACGUGCCAUAGACCUAUUUCUUUCUCAUGGGGGGUUAUCAUGGCGAAAAUGCCCUUGUAUUUGAAACAACCACAUCCCCUGAGGCUUCUUCUUGUGGUAAAUAAAUAAAUCUAAAUUUUCUAUUAAAUAUCUAUUUUUUGAGGAAUCAUUUACGCGUUGCUUUGAAUGUUGCGCGGCUCCCAUUUGCUCAAAUGGUACAACCUCAGUUCAUUCAUAAAAUUCUGACAGACUAUAAAUAGGAGGAGCUAGCACAGUGGUCUAUCACAGUUACCAGGUAUACGAACCUGGGAGAGAAAACACACAUCUGUAGAGGAAAAGAUAUAACUGCGAAGUAUUGUUUCCGUCUGUUACUGCCCAAUUAAAGAAGGAAAAUGUUUUCGAGCAACGCGAAUACCGACCCUGAUUCCUUGUCACGCUGCAGCUCAGCAUCUCCAGCUGGGGAAACCCUCGCCUACUAUCCACAGUCGCAAGCGGACGCUUUAUUGUCUACCUCAUCUGCCUCUCCGACAGAGAACACCCAGAUGGACGUGUCUGAGGUUCCGUUUGCUCCCACGGUAACUGCGAUCUCAACUACCCCAGAUUUGCAGUGGAUGGUCCAGCCGACCAUCAUCACGUCUGUCUCACCAUCUCUGGGCAGAGAUCAGACCAAUGAAGCAGAUAACUCCAUCCCAGCGACCCCCAAAGCAGGCGGUAGCAAGGGCAAAAAUUCCAUCAGGAGGGGGAAAAAAGAACUGCUCUCUCCGGAGGAAGAGGAGAAGAUGAGGAUAAGGAGAGAGAGAAAUAAGAUGGCAGCAGCAAAAUGUCGCAACAGAAGAAGGGAGCUUACUGAUACCUUGCAGUCUGAGACAGACCAACUUGAGGAGGACAAAGCCACUUUGCAAGCAGAGAUCAGUAGUCUGCUGAAGGAGAAGAAGAGGCUGGAAUAUAUACUGGCAACACACAGACCCACCUGCCAGAUGCUUACAGACUUGGAAAGUAUGCUCCAGGAAUCUACCACCUCCCACCAGCCUCCCUCUAGCCCUGACACCCUGAGCAAGCUCCUCUCUGAGGAAUGUCCCCAGGAAGCACCCGCACUGCAGGAGCUGGAGGACCCUACGGUGCCCUAUUCUGCUAUCUCAGGGAACUCCAACAUCUUGCUUUGUGCUACUGCAGAGGUCAGUGACCUCUGUGAUCUUGAGCCUAGCUUGGAUGUCAGGGAGGAGCUGCUGGACGAUCUGCUGGCCAGUCCUGAGGAACGUAUGUAUGUUGAGACGGCUCGUUCGGUCCCUGACAUAGAUCUGAGUGGUCCGCUGGGCCUGGCGGACUGGGAGACACUCUACAAGUCAGUAGCCAGUGAUCUGGAGCCUCUGAGCACUCCGGUGGUGAGCAUUUCGACGCCCACCUGCAGCAGCUAUCGGUCCGUCUUCACAUUUUCCUGCCCUGAACAGGACUCGGUCCCUGAUGGGUCUGAGUUUUACAAAGGAGGGCUUGGCAAAAGUGAUUCCAGAGUGGAUAUCCUCAACUCUCCAACCCUUUUGGCUUUAUGAGUGCUAUGAGUGACAGAGGACAGGGACACUAAUUGGAUGAGUGAUUGGAGUUUACUAGACUAUAUGUCAUGUUGUGUUGUCAAGAUUUUUGGAUUGAUGUGCUAUUGGUGUAAAGCCACUGGUUGAAUGGCUACAUCAAAGAAAAUGUUAAUGGUGAAAGAACUUGUAUUAACCAUCUUCCAGGUAGCUGAUGUAGCUAAAAGCAUGGCUAUUCAUUUUAUGGACAGGAAUGGACCAUGUUCUGGUUUGAAAAGCAUGCAGAUAUGCUAUAUAUUAUAUCAGAGUUCCAUCUAUGUUUAUUAUUGUUCUAGGUUUACUGUGUUGUGGAAUGCACAGAGUGGACUUGUGUUUUUGAUGGCAAUUGUAUAUUAAUAGCUCUGAAUGUUGUGCUUAUGUACAUAUCCGUCAUGGGUCUUGCAUACCUCACUGUCAUCAUUCAGACUGUGUUUUGAUUCAUUUGUUAAAAAUGUUUAGAGUUUUCCAUGAAAACAUCCAGUGCUAUAUCUAUUGAGAUGUACUCUACUAUAAUUUAUUUUUCUACCAUUUGAAUUUUGACUUGUUCGUCAAAAAAGUGAAAUGAGCAUUGAUUGCUUAUGAAUAAAUAUUGACAUCAAA
Messenger RNA from Clupea harengus (Atlantic herring), 3196 nucleotides. RefSeq names its product Fos proto-oncogene, AP-1 transcription factor subunit a (gene fosaa). Gene Ontology annotation, cellular component: nucleus. Gene Ontology annotation, biological process: regulation of transcription by RNA polymerase II. Gene Ontology annotation, molecular function: DNA-binding transcription factor activity, RNA polymerase II-specific; RNA polymerase II cis-regulatory region sequence-specific DNA binding. NCBI's taxonomy places the organism in Eukaryota, Metazoa, Chordata, Actinopteri, Clupeiformes, Clupeidae. The record is from RefSeq and is a predicted model, not a curated record.